Molecule: messenger RNA, 1139 nt
Organism: Bactrocera oleae (olive fruit fly)
Lineage: Eukaryota; Metazoa; Arthropoda; Insecta; Diptera; Tephritidae
Source: RefSeq, a predicted model, not a curated record
GUUGGUAUUGAAGCAGUAUCUAUGAUGAUGAUGGACAAAUGCAAAUGUCAUGGAGUUUCUGGUUCUUGUUCAAUGAAAACAUGCUGGAAGAAAUUAUCUGAGUUUAAUGCAACAGCAACACUAUUGCGACAAAAAUAUAAUGAAGCUAUUCGAAAGGCACCUAACUUGCGUACAAUACGACGUAAUGCUCCCAUAAACCGGUUAAAAGGGUUGAAACAGAAGAAAAGAAAACAAUCACAAUAUACGACGCUGUACUAUCUUGAAACUUCCCCUACAUAUUGCUCAGUCACCAAAGAUCGGCAAUGCUUGCAUCCAGAUAACUGUGCAAAUCUGUGCUGCGGACGUGGAUACACAACUCAUGUUUUCAAGCAAGUAGAAAAGUGUCGCUGUCGUUUUAAUAACGGACGAUGUUGUCAACUCAUUUGCGAUUAUUGUCAACGAUUUGAAGAUAAAUAUUUUUGUAAAUAAAAUUUCUUUAAGUACUUAUUUGCAUUAUGUAUAUGAAUCUCAACCACAUUAUUAUAGGUCUGUUUUUCGUUGAGAUUUUUCCACGAAAUCAGUUAUUUCAUCUUCCAUGUAAAGGUUUCAUAUUUUAGAAUAGAAAUGCAUAAUUAUAUGUAAGUAAGCAAGAUGUACCCAUUGCUUACAUUAUUUUUAAAAAAUAGUGACAAAAUGAGUAUAGUUGAAACAUAAAACGAAAAAACGUAUGUAGUUAAAACUGCAGUAGUUGGUAAAAUAUUUACAGACUAAUAUGUUUUUAAAGUGAAAAUAUGAAUAUAAAUGAAAAACAGACCCAUAAAUAUGUAGUUACUAUUUGUAAUUAGCCAGAAAUGAAUGCAUAUUUACUUUCUAAGUAGAAUUUAAUUCCAUAUGUAUUAUAUUGGUAAUAAGAAUGUUCACAUAACACUCAAGCAGAUUGUAAUUAAUAUAAAUUAUCAACCAUAUCCGUAACCGUAUGGAUGCAGAUGAACAGUUUGAAAGUCAAUAACUUCUGUACAUUUAAAUUGCAUAAUUAAUACGCUAUUUCGAUUAAAAACUUAGUGUAAAGAUUUUUAUAGCAAUACUAUUUAGCACAAAAAAAGCUUUCUAAAGAUUUUAUAUUUAUUUCAUAUAAAAAAUAAAAUUGCUGCUUUGAAUAA